Paraglomus brasilianum is the source of this 372-nucleotide messenger RNA. The record is from the annotation of a GenBank genome assembly. NCBI's taxonomy places the organism in Eukaryota, Fungi, Glomeromycota, Glomeromycetes, Paraglomerales, Paraglomeraceae.
AUGGGCUACGAAGUUCGCGACAUCAAAAAUGGUGUUGGCAGUCGCGACAGUAAUUUCGGCUCUCGAGAUUACACUGGCGAUAUUCAAACUCUCUGGCAAGAUUUCGAUCGCCUAUUCAAAGAAAAACGUCGACUAGAGAAACGAACUGAGCCAUCAAUGUAUUCCAAAAUUUCAGAAGAAAUAAGGGAGCUAUGGGUAGAUAAUGAGAGGGAGUUAGAUACAGAGGUAGAAGCGGAGGAGAAUAGUGAUAGCGCUGGACCUAGCGGGACGAGUAGUCGUCGCCUUCGGGCAAGCUUUGGGGCUGACUUCCACUGGUGCACCAGUUUUCCCUCCCAUGCAGUCGCGCUAGGUCCAAGCCUUUUAUAUUAUUGA